AUGUACGUUGUCCGGCUCACCAAACUAGAUGUUAGCGGGGUGGAUGUCAAGAUCCCGUACGCGCCGCAUGCCGGAAACGUGUUGUUCGUGCUCGGCACCACGUUCACCUACCUGAAGCCGGAGACCUAUAUGGUUCUUCGUGAGCAGUUCAAGUCGCAGACGACGGAGUACCGCGUGGCGCCGUCGAUGGGCGGCCUCGACACCUGCUACAACUUCACUGGUCUGACGAGAAUGAGUAUGACAUCCAUCACACUAUGGUUCGAAGGAUGGGCAUAUAUUGUCCCCGGCAUGGAACAAAUGAUGUAUUUUGGGCGUCGGGGAGAUAUCUUCUCCGUUGGGUGCCUCGCAUUUGCUGCGGCAUCGGAUUUACCUUCAGGGAUCACUGCAGUCAUCGGCACCCUGCUGCAGGAGAGGACAGAGGUGGUGUAUGACGUUCAUGGAGGGAAGAUGGGGUUUUCCCAUAAACAAUGCUGGUGA
Molecule: messenger RNA, 477 nt
Organism: Triticum turgidum subsp. durum (durum wheat)
Lineage: Eukaryota; Viridiplantae; Streptophyta; Magnoliopsida; Poales; Poaceae
Source: the annotation of a GenBank genome assembly